Messenger RNA from Diabrotica virgifera virgifera (western corn rootworm), 2072 nucleotides. RefSeq lists its product as uncharacterized. The transcript has 4 exons. NCBI's taxonomy places the organism in Eukaryota, Metazoa, Arthropoda, Insecta, Coleoptera, Chrysomelidae. The record is from RefSeq and is a predicted model, not a curated record. The coding region runs from base 596 to 943 and encodes 115 amino acids.
UUCGCACCAUUUUUUAAAACUUUGGUAGGUAUUUUGAUAACGGAUUUUGGAUUUUUCGGGAAUAAUUGCGGAACACCCUUCUUCCCAAGCCCGUUCAAUUUUUUCAAAUUCACUUUCGCUCAUAUUUUAAUUUAUAAUCACGGUUCUUAGACUAUACUACGGUAGCCUAAAUCGACUAACCAAUGAACAUUAAGGGCGCGAUUACGUCACGAGAGUUUAGUAAUUUGAAUCAUAAUAUGAUUAAUCGGUAUUUUUUGUAUGGAAAAUAGUAAAGAUAGUUAUGAAAUAAAGAUAUUUAGUGGAUUAUAAUACCUAAUUAUGAAAAUCUUUUGAUUUUUGUGUGGUCUGGUACCCCUACCACAGUGGGAUAGAAAUCUUGAGCUUCCCUGGCCCCUUUCGCUUGGAGGUGCUGUGCUAGGUGCUAGUAGUCACAAACACGAAACACAUCAACAAGUCACGUUCGUAAGAGUUCGUUGCGCAUGAUUCAUUUUCCGUCAUUUUGUUUAUAAUUUUGUCCUGUUUUGUUUUAUUUUAUUUUAAAUAGAGGUAAUUUUAUGACCAGUGAUAUGGCUAAGACAGAUAUACUAUUAUUGAAAUGGAACAACAUACAAUAAUAUGUAGAACAUGUUGUGUUGGUGGUUGUACCUUCUCCACAUCGAUUACGUUUUCCAGAGAUGAAAUGGACAUGUUCUUGGAAGGGUUGAAACUUAUUCAAAUUUUCGUGUUUGUUCUAGGCAUUUUAAAGAAGAUUUUAGGAUACAUGAGAGUUCCAACAAGAGGAAUUACCAAAGGGGCCAUCCCAAGCUCAUUUUUACCACCACUAGGAAUAUGCAAAAGACCUAUGCAUGAGUUAAAAGAAAUGACCAGAGACAAAGAUCUUUUUAGACAGACAAUAUAUGAUAUCACGUCGACCACUACACUCCCUCCUGGGGGUCAGGAUUGAAGAGAGAGAUUAUCAGGAUGAAAAGGCUACUGAAGAAUCUCAAUUUAUUGACAUGCAUGGUAAUAUGUUAUAAAGUACUUCCACUCUAACUUUUCCCAUGCACGAAAUUAUUGACGAACUACUAUUCAUACAAGGUCUCUUUUUAACUCACAGACACUCUGAGAGUAGUACAUAUCAAUGCCACACAUCAAUGUAUGUUUCGCUUUAUUUUUUGAUAUCAACGCAUGUGAAAAGUCAGAGUGGAAGAACUAUAAAAAUAUACCUUACCUACAUUCUAAAUUGUAAUAAUUUUGCUUUUCAUUCAGUCAUUUAUUUCGAGCUUCUGUCAUAUGUCCUAUAAUCCAUGUAUAUUAAUAUUUUACACAGAUUAUAUUAGUAUUAUAUGAGAUUCCUAUGACGGAAGCUUAGUUUCGAGCAUCCAUCAUAGGAAUCUCAUAUAAUAUUAAUAUAAUCUGUGUAUAAUAUUAAUAUACAUGAAUUAUAGGACAUAUGACAGAAGCUCGAAAUAAAUGACUGUGAAUGAAAAGCCCUAUUAUUACAAUUGAGAAUGUAGGUGAGGUAUAUUUUUAUAGUUCUUAUAAUAUUAUAAUAUGUAUUAUGCUCAUAUAAUGAUAUUAUCCACUGUACUGAAAGGUAAAAAUUUUAACCCACAAAUCAACUUUUUUCAGGAAGUAGAGAAAACGUUCCACUUAAGUAAUUUGGUGAGGAAUUAACCUCAUCAAAACAAACGUAUAUAUCAAUAAUUGAACUAUAAAGUAAUGAAAACAAUUAUUAGGUUAAUUCCUCACCAAAUUACAAACGUCUUUUCUACUUCAUGAAAAAAGUUGAUUUGUGAUAAAUACAGUAAAUCCUCUGUUAACUGAAACAUUGCUUAACCGAAAUGGGUCAAUAGUUACAGUUUCAAUAAUUACGUCAAUAAAAGGUAAAUUUUUAUAUCAAAACAGAAAUAAUUCAAUGUUAAUUUGUCAACAUUGCUUUCAUACAACUAAAAUAUGCAAUUUAUUUAUUUAUUUAUACAGGGUGCCUGCUUAACUUGGAACCAUAUGGGAAACUUUUUUAAUAUCAAUUUUACGAAAAAAAGUCAUUCUUUAUAAAGUGCUCUGCAUAGUCUAAAACCUACGAUGCAAUC